GCUUCUUGUCCCUCACUCCCACGAAUCAGACGGCGAUGGGAACGAACGAAAUGCGGGAGGUGCACGUCGCUGGCAGCAAGGACAAUAUACGCAGCAGCAAGGACACACAGCCGCUGCUGCCGACCGCGGUGUCGGAGGCAAAGCAACAGAGUGGAUGGACUGGGAAGGCGUAUCUACGCUUGCUGGCGUUCGUACUCGCCGCGGCUCUCUUUGGGCGGAGCGCGCUCUACUCGAGCCAGGCGGAGAGGACGCUGGCGAUCGAGGCGUCGGCGAAGGCGUACUGCGCGCAGCCAGAUGCGCUGUACCCCACGAAGAACGCGGCGCUGUAUGACGAGCUCGAUGGCACCUUCGGCACGCCGAAGCUGAAGGAGAGAGCGAUCGACUGGCUUGGAGGGGCGAUUCGCGUGUCUACCGAGACGUACGACGACCUGGACGAGGUUGGGCAGGACCCGCGCUGGGAAAAGUUCGGGCCGUUCCACGAGUACCUUCUGAAGGCAUUCCCUCUUGUACACUCCUCCCUCAAACUUACAAAGAUCAACACCUAUGGACUUCUGUACGAGUGGCCCGGCACGGACGACUCGCUUAAGCCUUUCAUCCUGCUCGCGCAUCAGGAUGUCGUCCCAGUGAACCCACAAAGUGUAGAUGAAUGGACGCAUCCACCCUUUUCCGGGCACUUUGAUGGCGAGAGGAUUUGGGGCAGAGGCGCUAGUGACGAUAAGAGCGGGCUCAUCGGGACCUUGGCUGCCGUCGAGCUGCUAAUUGAGAAAGGCUUCAAGCCAACCCGCUCGGUUUUCCUAGCCUUCGGCUUCGACGAAGAGUGCGGCGGACGCAGGGGCGCGAAGCAAAUCGGGAAGUACCUCCUCGACAAGUACGGCGAGGACUACUUUGCGCUGCUCAUUGACGAGGGUGGUGGCUACGUCGAACAGUUCGGCACGGUCUUUGCUACGCCGGGGAUUGCGGAGAAAGGCAGCAUCACCAUCCGCUUCGAGGUCGACUCGCCGGGCGGGCACAGUUCGGUGCCGCCGCCGCAUACGUCGAUCGGGAUUUUGGCCCAGCUCAUCGUGGCUUUUGAGGAUCAGCCGUAUGGUUCCACUUUGGUCCGCGACCACCCCAUCUACGCCGACUACCAGUGCUACGCCGAGCACGGCAAGGAGCUCGACGCGUCGCUCAAGGACCUGAUCAAGAGGUCGGCGACGGACGAGAAGGCGCUGAAGGAGCUGGAGGAUUAUGUCUUCAAGACGAACAAUUUCCACAAGGCGUCGCUGGGGACGACGACGGCGGUUGAUAUCGUCGGCGGCGGCGUCAAGUCGAACGCCCUCCCCGAACAGGCCUUCGUCGUCAUCAACCACCGUAUCUCGACCAGCAGCAACUCCUCUGCCAUCCAGGCCGGCGACAUCGCCCGCGCCCGCCCCAUCGCCGAGAAGUUCAACCUCACCCUGGAGGCCUUCGGCGAGACCCUUUCCGACUCUGCGUACCCGUCCUUCGGGAAACUGGUCAUCGGCUCCAAGGACCAGUUCUUCCUCGACCCCGCGCCCGUCACGCCGUUCUCCGCGGACUCGAAUCCGUGGAACCUGCUCGGCGGGACGAUCAAGGCGGUGCACGCGGCGCAGGUGGGCGAGGAUAUCGUGGUCGCGCCGGGGGUGCCGUCGGGGAAUACGGAUACGCGGUUCUACUGGGACCUGACGCCGCAUAUCUUCCGCUACAACCACCGGAACUCGGGCACCGGAGGGGGUCUGGCGUCUGGCGUGCACACCGUCAACGAGAAUAUCGAGGCAGACGAUUUCCUCGAGAUCAUCAGGUUCUUCACGACCCUGAUUCUGAACGUGGACGAGGCGAGGGAUAUCUAGAUGCUGUAGUGAUAGUCAGUAACACGAGAAGAGAACAAAUGUACUUUCCCCUCCAAAACCAGAGCCUGACAAUCUAAUCUCUUCCCAAUG
Schizophyllum commune H4-8 is the source of this 1937-nucleotide messenger RNA. RefSeq names its product carboxypeptidase S. Gene Ontology annotation, molecular function: metallocarboxypeptidase activity. Gene Ontology annotation, cellular component: fungal-type vacuole lumen. The transcript has 13 exons. The record is from RefSeq and is a predicted model, not a curated record. NCBI's taxonomy places the organism in Eukaryota, Fungi, Basidiomycota, Agaricomycetes, Agaricales, Schizophyllaceae. The coding region runs from base 51 to 1847 and encodes 598 amino acids.